Messenger RNA from Arabidopsis thaliana (thale cress), 726 nucleotides. RefSeq names its product Pentatricopeptide repeat (PPR) superfamily protein. The record is from RefSeq and is marked reviewed. The transcript is spliced from 4 exons. The coding region runs from base 1 to 726 and encodes 241 amino acids. NCBI's taxonomy places the organism in Eukaryota, Viridiplantae, Streptophyta, Magnoliopsida, Brassicales, Brassicaceae.
AUGCUGCUUUCUGUGGGUUCGAGUUAUAGGAAACUUGAAGGUUUGGCCAUUAAUCCUACCUCAAAAGUUCUGUUUCUGUGUGAGCCAAAUAGAAGUUUGCUGGGAUCAUCGGUUGGGGUAGGAUGGAACACGGAGCACUUGGAGCUCGGGAAAGAAGUUUCCACGGAAGAUUCGAGUUCAGUUUCUGUUGAUCAUUAUGAAUCACACGCUGAGAAUGGAGAAUUAACUCUACAAGUGUAUUGUGCUAUGAUAAGGGGUUUUGGCAAGGACAAGAGACUGAAGAAGCUAAGAAAUGGUGGCAGCGCGUUAGAGAUGUACGAGGAUCUUCUUGACGAAGGACCUGAACCGAACAAUUUGUCUUACGAGCCUAUGAGACUUCAGCUGCGACCCAAAUCUAUAAAGCAAUGGUUGACAACGGUGAAAAGCCACGGGGCAUUGCUCAGUGCUCUUGAGAAAGGGAAGUUAUAUGAUGAGGUGUUACGGGUUUGGAACCAUAUGGUUAAGGUAGGGAUUGAGCCAAAUCUUUACGCGUACACGACCAUGGCUUCAGUUUUGACAGGACAGCAAAAACUCAAUCUUUUGGAUACCCUUCUCAAGGAAAUGCCUUCAAAAGGUAUUAUUAAGCCGAGCGUUGUGACUUACAAUGCUGUUAUAAGCGGUUGCACAAGGAACGGAUUAAGUGGUGUGGCUUACGAGUGGUUUCACAGAAUGAGAAUUGAGAGGUGA